GAUAUUACCGAUUAAUGCUCUGCAACUAACAUUGUUUAGUGUGUCUUCAAUAAUUGAAGUAUUAAGUCGAUAUAAAUAAAUAUGGCGGAAAAAGUGAAGAAGAAACCAUCGUUUUUUACAUUGAGGAGAUGGAACAGUCAAAAAAUGAAUAAUGAUGUGCCGUUAGAUAUGGUGGCGCCGAACCUGGCGUCUCCUCGUGUUGUGGAUAAUGUGCAAUCGGUUAGGACACAGAAUUCACCAGCAGUGUCGAGGAGAGUUAACGUCGCAGCGGAUUCUAAGCCUAGAAACAGGUUGUCAGCCGGCGGCAUCAAUGAGUUGGUGCAAUGCGCGUUGUGUUUGGAGGUGAUGCACAACCCCAAAAUGUUGCCAUGUCAACACACCUUCUGCAUGGCUUGCCUCACCGUUUAUAUAGCCGAUUUAGCAGUAGUUGAAUGUCCCAUCUGCAGGACAAGAAUCCAAGUGCAUGGACAGAACUUUGUAAACGAACUACCUUCAAACUUAUACAUAGAUUCAUUACUAAAUAUAGUUGGCAUAAAAAAUAUGCCGGUAAAAACUUCAGAAACCCCGCCAUCAACCCCCGGUACGGUUGGAAUGCAAAGCGUGGAUUUAUUCGCUGCUGGGGUUAGAUGCUGUCAUUGUAAAACUAUGUGCGAUAGUACAGAAGUUUCAUCGUGUUUGCACUGUAAGUUGAAAUUCUGCCAAGUCUGCUGGUUACAACAUUUGGACGAUAUGAGAACUCAAAUGGCGGCAAUAAUAAAACAAUUAGACGUCGCAGCCACUCGCUUAGACCACAAAAUUGAGCAUUUUAAGGACCGAUGCGAACGUAUAGUAGAACAAAUUAACAUCGCUGCUGAUGAUAAGAUAAACGCCAUAAUCGAGUCCAAGGAAAAUAUUCUACGGGAAACAGGUGUUCUGCAAAAAACUGCUGAUAUGUCCGCACUCGCUCUUAAAACUUCACUAGAAGAAGCCAGAACAGUCGCUAAACAAGCAAUGACUUUCACUGAUCCUGUAGACGAACAAGAAAGAGUGUCAACGUUCAUGAACCUCCAUCAAAACGCAGUACAACUUUUAUCAGACGUGUCGAAAUGGGACACAGACAGUUUUGUAUUCGACAAAGAGAAUUUCCGCCUAGAAAUGGACACGGCGACGCCAUUAGACGCCGAGUCUGAUGAUCCAGUACCAGAAGUCGCUAAGCAAAACGAUCCGCUCGAGAGUGAAAACAGUCUUGUCAUGUACUACAGAUCUCGAAACUUCGUCCCACAUUACGUAUGGCGCAAGACGUCCCGUCCGUGCGGCAUCGGUCUGAGCCCGUGGGACAACCAUCUCUACGUCUGCGGGAUGGAUAGCCACUCCGUUUUGGUGGUAGAACGGACUCAAGCUAAAAUAGUCACCAGGCUCUCGCAUGAGGACAUGCUGUGUCCCGUACAGAUCGCGUUUAUGAAGAGUCUAGGAGAAAUUUAUGUUACAGAUAAAUGGAAACACUGCGUCCACGUGUUCUCUAAAGAGGGCGAGUAUCUGCGGAGUAUCGGCCAGAAAGGGAGCAGGAUCGGCAUGUUCCGAUCGCCUGAAGGUGUCGCUACGGAUAACACUAAUCAACACAUUUAUAUAGCUGAUACUGGCAAUGAUAGAGUACAGAUAUUACAACCUGACGGCAAAUUCAUCGACCAAAUAGGCGUAGUUGUGAAACACCAGCCAUCACACACUGCAACUGUUUGGGAGACUAAAGAAGUGACGUGCACUGAACUGAACACUCCCACAGCGGUCGCAGUAACAGCUGACCGCGUCGUCAUACUUGACAGCGGGAAUCGUAGGGUCAAAAUAUACAACAAACAGGACAAGGGCAAAAUAAUCGAGUUUGGAUCCAUGGGGCAAAGGAAAGGGCAAUUCAGACAACCUGAAGUUCUAGCUGUGGACCCCAUGGGGUACAUACUAGUGGGCGAUUCGGGCAACUGUAGAAUCCAAGUAUUCAAACCAACAGGACAACUCGUUCGAGUUUUUGGAGGGCUGGGAAGCCAACCAGGAAAGUUUGGAUGGAUAUCGGGCAUACAUGUCACGAAACAAUUAGAUAUUAUAGUCAGCGACACCAAAAAUCACUGCGUCAAUUUCUUUUAAAUAACACCAAAUAUAUUCAUAACAACAUUUAUUUCAGUAAAGAAUCAUUACUUUUGUUAUAAAUUAAUAUCUUACGUAAUAAAUGAGACAAAAAUAAA
Molecule: messenger RNA, 2210 nt
Organism: Manduca sexta (tobacco hornworm)
Lineage: Eukaryota; Metazoa; Arthropoda; Insecta; Lepidoptera; Sphingidae
Product: RING finger protein nhl-1
Exons: 9
Coding region: 82-2112 (676 amino acids)
Biological process (GO): proteasome-mediated ubiquitin-dependent protein catabolic process; protein polyubiquitination; negative regulation of translation
Molecular function (GO): ubiquitin protein ligase activity; translation repressor activity; protein binding
Source: RefSeq, a predicted model, not a curated record